Molecule: messenger RNA, 1769 nt
Organism: Bactrocera neohumeralis
Lineage: Eukaryota; Metazoa; Arthropoda; Insecta; Diptera; Tephritidae
Gene: Osi3
Exons: 3
Coding region: 469-1311 (280 amino acids)
Source: RefSeq, a predicted model, not a curated record
GUCAUCGCAUUCUAGCGCUCGUGCAGUGUCAAUGUGAUUUCAAAAUAAAAUAGCAAAAUAAUUUAAGGUGCAAGUGUGCAAGUUUAUACUCUACUAUCAAAAGGACUAACAGCUGAAGGAUUAAAAGUGCUCAUGUAAUAAGGAUAUCAUUCGUUUCGCUUGCGCUAAUUAACUGUUCGUCAUUCUCUUUCGAACAUUACGACUUUUUGUAACUUUAGAGUACUUUUUUUGAGUUGUCCUGCAACGCAUGCGCUUGUUAUCCUGUGUAAUUAAACACAUAUGUAGCGGUUAAAGUGCAGUAGUGCGGUUAAUUUGAGAGUGUGUGUGUGUGCGUUAAGUCGGGAAUAGUGAGCUAUAUAAAUUUGUAUACUACAGAAUAUUCAAAAGCAAAGUGUAUUGUGCUGCUGGUUACUCGCUUCAAUAGAUCCUAAAACAGAAGCGGUAAAAACUGUUUGACACGAGUGCAAAAUGAAAGCGCUAAUAUCGUUCGGUGUAAUAACACUUCUAGCCUUCGCUUCUGUGCAAGCUACUCCCGCCAUCAGUUCCAGUGAAAACGCGAUUCCCAUUGUGAAUCGUAACCAACUGGAAGAAGGGUUCCUGCGUAAACUCAACAUAAAAUGUAGUCAGAGGGAUAAUCAUUCGUGUAUGAUGCUCAAAUUGAUUGUGUACAUGAAUCGAAUAUUUAAAAAAUCUUCAAUCGAUAUCAAUGAGAAUCUAAGGGUUUCGCAAAAUAGAGAUAUUGACUCCAUCCCGGAUGACCCCGAUGAUGAUUUAAUGCUGGCACGUUCCAUUGAAUCAGAUGAUGAGACGCUAGGUCUGCUGGUGGCUGGAAAAAUUUGGAAAUUCAUACGAUCACGUACGCUGCGCUAUAAAUUUUCCGACAAUGCAGACUUCGUGCUCACCACCGAACCCAAAGGCAAUUUAAACUUUGGCGUAUCGGUGAGCCCGGUUGAGACGUUCGAGGAGGGACGUGGCAAGAUGAAAAACAUGGGCCCAAUGUUGAUGGUAAUGAUGGCGAAGGCGGGCAUGGUGGGUGCUAUAAUGCUCAAGGGCUUAUUCCUGCUAGCGGGCAAAGCGUUAAUUGUCUCCAAAAUUGCACUGCUGCUGUCGGUGAUAAUCGCAUUAAAGAAAUUACUGUCUCAGAAAAAGCACAUCGUUGAAAUACCACAUCACGACACCUACAGUUCGGGUUGGGCGAGAGCUUUGAACGGCUUCAUAGAGGGCAUGGCCGAAGUGCCGGCGCAAAUAAUCGCACAGGAAGCACAGGAUAUGGCAUACAACGGACAAAUGCCCAAAGAGGAAGUGCACUAAGCAUACGCUAGAUAGUCAAUACUUAAUUUAUGUGGUACAAACGAUUACUUAUGAACAUAUGUAUAAGUACAAUCGAAUAAGAAUAUUUAAAGAUGGAAGGAAAGGCGUAAGCAAAAAAGAAAAAUAAAUAUAUAAAAACUUAAAAAAUAUUAAUUGAAAAGCAGCUGCAGAAAAACUGCAAUAAAAUGUAAAAAUCCAAAGCCAAUAACUUCAGCUGAGCAAGUUCAGUCGGUUCUGUUGGGUAAGACUACGAACACAAACAAACCAAUAUUGUAGACUUUUAUUCGGGCUUUUAAUAAAAGGUAUCUAUUAAAUAUUUAUUUUACCAACAAAAUAUAUUACUUUCUGGAAUAAAUGGAAAAUAAUUAUAUGUAACGGUGCUUUUAUACAUCUAACUGUUUUAUCUACUACAAUUAUAUGUUUAUAUAUGAUAUUAGAACCCCGUUAUUUAAAUUCCU